This is a messenger RNA of Pygocentrus nattereri (red-bellied piranha), 6196 nucleotides long. It is a transcript of the gene mrtfaa, whose product is annotated as myocardin related transcription factor Aa. The record is from RefSeq and is a predicted model, not a curated record. The transcript is spliced from 18 exons. The coding region runs from base 174 to 3356 and encodes 1060 amino acids. Gene Ontology annotation, biological process: smooth muscle cell differentiation. Lineage: Eukaryota; Metazoa; Chordata; Actinopteri; Characiformes; Serrasalmidae.
UCUCUCUUGCUUUCAAAAACUGUGUAGGAAGAGGGGCAUGAGGCAUGGGAGAGAGUUAGAGCUGCUAACCAGCUGCUGCGUCUGAAUGGAGUGUUUCUCUGAGCUCAAUGUAAGUGCUCCAGCUGAAACUUCAGCAGAGACGCACUCGGGAGGAACUGGUCAGCCAGGGGAUCAUGCCACCAUUGAAGAGUCCUGCUGCCUUCCAUGAACAGAGACGCAGUUUAGAGAGAGCUAGGACAGAGGACUAUCUGAAACGCAAGAUCCGCAGUCGUCCAACGCGCUCGGAGCUGGUCAAGAUGCACAUUCUGGAGGAGACAUGUGCAGAGGCGUCCCUGCAGGCGAAGCAGCUGAUGCUGAAGAAAGCACGUCUGGCUGAUGAUCUGAAUGAUAAACUGUCACAGAGACCCGGGCCUAUGGAGCUAAUAGAGAAAAACAUUAUACCAAUAGACAGCGGCAUCAAACAGGCUGUUUUAGAAGUGAGAAAUUCAUCGUGUGAAGAGGACAGCAGUGAUGCUUUGUCUCCUGAUCACCUUGUCAAUCAGGAUUCCACCAAUAAAGACUCUCCUCUUGGCUCCGCCCCUCUAUCUGCCUCACCUGAUGCACCUGCCAGAGACCCCUCACCUUCACAGGCACCACCCCCACCCCCACCUCCUCCAUUACCGGUGGCAUCUGCUCCUCCCUCUCAGCAGAAGCUGACCAAUGGGACGGCAGCCCACAAACCUGCUGCUGGACAAAUAAAGGGCAGUAAAGCUGCUGCUGACCGCAGUAAAAAGCAGAGGGACAGUAAGCCGAAGGUGAGGAAGCUGAACUUUCAUCAGUACAUCCCUCCAGAUCAGAAAACCGAGCGCGAGGCCCCGCAACCAUUAGACUCCAGCAACUCCAGACUUCUCCACCAACAGCAGCUUUUCCUACAGCUACAAAUCAUCAGCCAGCAGCAUUCAAACUAUCCAGCCAUCCUCCCAGCCCCGCCCAGGCCUCCAGGGGAGCAAAAGGGCUCUUCAAACAGUGGCUCAUCAUCAACAAAGAAAGCCCCGCCCCCUCAGCCACCAUCCACCAAUACUAACAGCCCGAGUCAUCACACCCUUAUAUCAAUUCCUCUACCACCCCUGCCCUCCAAACUGGAUGAGCUAAAGGUGGCAGAGCUGAAGCAUGAACUCAAAAUCCGUGGCCUUACUGUCUCUGGGACCAAAAAUGACCUUAUAGAACGUCUAAAGAACUUCCAUGAACAGAAUGGGGGCAGUGAUCCCCCCAACAAUACUGGGGGCCCAAGUGUGCCUGCAGCCUCUAACACAUGCAUGUCCCAACCACCACAGCAGCAACAACUGACUGUCCAACCCUCAGCUUCCAACACCAUUCUGCACCAAUCAGGACACACUGGCAUGUUGGUGGCAACUCUCCCAUUGGUCACAACUGUGGGAAGGGGUGGAGCCCCAUCUGCUGUUCAGCCUCAACUGAUGCAAUUUGGGAGUUGCAGCCCCUCCUCUCCUCUGUCACCCACCCACUCUGAGCACUCAUUGGCUGGAACAAGCCCAGAUGACCACACCUGUAAUGGAGAUGCAUUUGGGGAAAUGGUGAGUUCUCCUCUAACCCAGCUCUCUCUCCAGCCCUCACCUCCCACCCCGCCCACCAUCCACAUUAUAGAUGAAUUACCACCAGCCCUGCCCUCAGCAACCCAUGGUCCCUCCCACCCCUUCCUGGCCACCGCACCCUCUGAGGAUAAGGACUGGAUGCUGCAGGAGAAGGACCGGCGCAUUGCGGAGCUGACCCGCAUGCUGCAGCAGAAACAGCAGCUGGUGGAGAGACUGCGCUCACAGCUGCAGGACCAGCAGACAGGGUGCGUGGCCUUCACACCACACCCACUAAUCAAAGUGAAGGAGGAGCCUCAGGACAUCCCCAUGGAGGAUGUGGAGGAGAUACAGGCCGAGCAAACACAGCAACAGCUGCAGCUACAGCAGCAGAAGGUCUUAGAGGAACUCAUCCUGCAGAAGAACCAGCUCAACCUGUGCAAACAAACACAGCACAGGCGCAAAAAACCACACAAACAGCAACCCAAUCAGACACUCAGCAAACAUCAGCCACGACAGCAGCAGCAACAGCAACAGCAGCACAACUCUCAGCAGGUGUCUCAGGUGUUCAUCAGUCAGCAUUCAGGUGCCCCCUCCUCUUUCCCAGUGGGUAGCCAUAAACCUAACUCUUCCCAAACUAUGCUGACGGACAGCAAUGGCAACCACUUCCUGCUGAAGCCGACCAAUCACAACACAAACAACCAAGCCAACAACAGCUCCCAGAAUAGAAUGACCAACCGGGUCACUCCACAGAGACAGAAGUCCACACCCAGCAAGUUACCCAGCCAGUCAGCACCUCAGAUGCCUAACAGUGACGUCCAGUCAAAACAGCAGACGAUCUGUAAACAGCCACUAAAAAAGGCGCUGAAACCUGAGAAACAUGGGCCGACCAAUCACAUGAAAGCACGCUCAUCAUCAUUCAGCACGUCAUCCACAUCGUUUUUCACCAUGGAGUCAGUUAACAAUCUGGUCACCUCUUCUUCCAGUCAUAUGGACGAGAUGUGUUUGGGUGUAGAUCAGCACAUUCUGUUUACUCCUCCUUCACCUAAAGUAAACACAACUCCAACUUCACGCCGAAAGCCUCUCCACCAGGACGAGAUGUGUUUGGGUGUAGAUCAGCACGUUCUGUUUACUCCUCCUUCACCUAAAGUAAACACAACUCCAACUUCACGCCGAAAGAAAAGUGGACGCAUUCAGAAGAUUGACAACCUGUUUGACAUCCUGGUUCAGAGUGGUGAAAUCUCAGUGAAUUUCAAGCCUACUCCGGAUCCUGCUCUGUCCCGCAUUUGCACAAACAGCCCACCUCUUUCCCCAAGCCCCUCUCCUCUCCAUCUCUCUCCACCCACUCCUUCCAUCCCUGACACACCCCUUGGAGCUUCAUUACCAUCAGAAGAACCUCCAUUUCAGGAGGAAUUUAAUAGCUGCAGCACAAUUAAUGGGCGUCUGGAGGACUUCUUAGAAAGCACCACUGGAAAACCCCUUUUGGGGGUGGAGCCUGGAGGUCAUGUGACUUUGAUAGACGAACUCCACAGCCAGUUACUGAGUACGCCCAGCAUCCUAGACCAUCCUUCAUCUCCCAUGGACACGUAUGAGUUCGGACUGACCUCCAGUCGAACUGGGCUGGAGUUGGCUGAAUCUGCUCUGGACAGCAUGGACUGGCUGGACCUGGGCAUUGGAGGGUCAGUAGGCGACGGGCCGAGUACGAUGUCUUUGAAUGGACAUGCACCCACCAGUGUGUUUUCCACUGACUUUCUGGACAGCUCUGACCUUCAUUUACACUGGGACUGUUGAGAGCCGGUGAAGACUCACCCAUGCACUCACAUAUACACACACCAUAGAGACAGUUUGGGCAAAACUGUGAUAGUUAAAGUGAUAAUUUGGCCAAAAAUUACAUAGUUUUCUUCUUACUCAAAAUGUGGUCAAUUAGCCAAGACAUUUGGUAUCUGAAGUUUGCUUGUUUAGCUUUAUCCUAGAGAUACUAGAAUAAUCCAACUGACAAGUCUUUAAAAAGCUUAUAUUCAACCAACCAGCAGUGUUAGUGGACUGCAUUCUUAAAUCAACUCAAAAGUAGAGACUAAUUCAGGCUUAAUUACUUUGCCCACCUCUAAAAUGUCUUCACUUCCUCCACCUGUCAUCGAGCAAAAUCCUCUGCAAUCUAAGAGACACUCUUGAUUCUACGCAUAAAAUCCAUAUAUAUUUGGAUAUUAUCACAGUUAUUAUCAUAGUUAUGUGAUAAUAUGAAUAUGAGCUCUUAUGAAACUUAAUUUGAGGGUAUUUGGGUGAAUGGUGUAGGAAUUACAACCAUUUUCAUAUGCAUUUCCCCCCACCCAAAUUUAUUUUAUAUAUUUUAUUUAUCUUUAUUGCAAUUGUCUUUGGUUCCUGCUUGUUCUUGGGAUAUUUUACCUUCAGUUUUGUCUUCAAUAAGUGAUAUGAUUGAUUAGACUAAGGUCAGGUGGGUGACUUGGCCAUUGAAAAACAUUCCACAUCUUUGCCUUAAAAAAGUCUUAGAGUGCUUUUGCAGUAUGCUUUUGGUAAUUUUCUUUCUGCACUGUGAAGUACCGUCCAAUUAGUUUUGAAGUUUUGCGCUGAAUCUGAGCAGAUAGUAUAGUCCUAGUCAUCAGAAUAACUCCUGCUGCUUUUGACAGCAGUCACAUCAUCAAUAAAUACAAGGAAACCAGUUUGACUCUACAUCCCCAGCCAUAACACUACCUCCACCAUGCUUCACAGAUGUGAUGGUAUGGUUUGGAUCAGGAGCAGUUGUUUUACAGGCUUUAUGGAAGGAAAAUGUGUCAUAUCUCCCCUGCACAUUAUUUAACAACUCACCAUGCUUUGAGACAAGUGUGAGAUGAUUUAGCCAUGGAGUUUGCAUGAUGCCAGCUGGUAAACAUGAGCUUGUGUAGUUCAAGAACUAAAGAAGCAAACUUCAGACAUGCUUUGAGGUAAGAGCAAAAUUAUGUAAAUUAUUAAAAUAAUACAUUUUCAGUGAACUGUUCCUUCAAAAGACCCAGAAGGUGAAGUGCCUUAGAAGAUGUGUGUGUGUGUGUGUGUGUGUAUGUUCCUUCAAAAGACACAGUUGUGAAUGUGAAAUUAAAUUGGUGCCUUUCUAAUCCCAUGUAGACAGUCUGCGAUGUGUCAUUUCGAGCCUAAGAUCCUUUCUGUUGUAAGUUAAAGGUGGAUUUGAGGCUAUUUUCUAUUUCUAAUAUGUUAAGUUUAGAAUCUGACCUACAUUUGACCCUGCUGAGACAGCUGUGUGCUUCUAUUAGAAAGUCUAUUAGACCUUGUGUCUGACACCAUUUCACACAUACACUCUGUCCAUUUCAAUUAAAGUGUUUAAUAUAUUGUUUACAUGUAGAGGUGGGUAAUAUGGAUCACCAUAUUUUGUUCUUCUGAUAAACUGGAACACAAAAGAACCUGUGGUGCCACAUUUUAAGGGCUGAUGUCAUGAGGAAAUGAAUGUAUUAUGUAUAGACUGUUUCAUGGUUCAACAUUUUUCUUCUAUUUUAUUUUUUUCCUUCGGUUCCACUUACAGUAUUUGUGUGAUUUUAUGUACCAAAAUGAUCUUAAUUUAUUUUUACAUGACCAUUUUCCAACCUCUCUUGAUCCCUUAAACAUGUUAAACAUGCUGUUGGUCAGUUUUCCAAAGUACUGAUGAUAUCCAUGAUCUGCUUAGGAAAGCAUAUUGUGAUAAAGGGAGAUCCACUCGAAAGCGGCCCUGAAUAUUCUAACUCCCAUUAAGCUGUAACUCCCAUUAAGAUGAAGCCAAAAAUUAUGAAACAAAAAAUAUGCUACAUACAUUGAUGUAUGUGUAAUUAAUUGCAUUACAUGUGAUGCUGGACGUGAACUCCAUUUUCUGUCAGAAACAUUUCGACACAGUGCUCCAUGUUCCUGAACGUAUCGCCAAGCAUUAGAGAGGUUAAACGUUGUGACUGCUGUCCAGCACCUGCCUCAUCGCUGCAAUGCAGGGUCUUUCCGGCUUGUUCGAAGCUCAAUAUACUGAUGAGAACAGUGCACAUUGUUUGCUUCAGAUUACUUUGUCCUAGAGAAAGUUAUUACAGAAUAUUCGGGGCCUCUUUCGAGUGACUCUCCUUGUAUAAUUUAUUACAAUAACAAUAAAUAUCAUAUUGCCCACCCCUAUUCACAUGUAAAUGUUUGUUGCUCAGUAUUAUUUUAUAUUGUCCAGCUCAGGAACCUGUUUGUGAGUAUACGUAUUUUACAGAGAGUGGUUAUGUGUGGUCUGUCUGUCUGUCUGUCUGUCUGUCUCUCUACCUGUGUAUAUAAGCUCAACACAAUGAUAGUUUUUGUGCGUAGUGUUUUCUCUCUCUAGAUACAUUUGCACUUGUAAAAUUUGGGCUGGUGCCCAAAAAAAUCCUAAGAAUGUGAUUUAUUCUGCCUUCACAUGCUUAUCGGACCCUAUUUCACAUUGCAACAUCAUAAUUACAAAGUCUUUGCAGUUAGAAACAUGCUUAGCUAGUUAACUGGCUUGAUCUAUUUUGGUAUCAUGCUCACAUUGCACGAAUGUACAAAAUGUAACCAACAGUUAUUAAUGUAAGUAGACCUGCCACUGUAUUUUAACAUGUGUAUACACAUGGAAGUAAUUCCAAAAUAAUAAAUCAUGCAUAGCCUUUCAAAGA